Molecule: messenger RNA, 3627 nt
Organism: Aureococcus anophagefferens
Lineage: Eukaryota; Pelagophyceae; Pelagomonadales; Pelagomonadaceae
Exons: 3
Coding region: 196-2256 (686 amino acids)
Biological process (GO): ubiquitin-dependent protein catabolic process
Cellular component (GO): anaphase-promoting complex
Molecular function (GO): ubiquitin protein ligase binding
Source: RefSeq, a predicted model, not a curated record
GGUUUGGAGGAGCACAUCUAGGCCUACAUCUGAGUCUACAUGUCGUGGCCGUGGUAGGGUGUGUCAAUUGGUGUGUGUGUUCUCCUGUCCGCGUUUCAAGCAUGUUGUCCUGCGAGAUUACCGGCGCGGCUAUAGUGUGAACGACACAUAUUGUCACGCCGCCUCGGCUGACUACUUCUUACAUUGUACAUCUAGAUGUCAGCGUGCGGCGCAAAACGAGCUGCUGCGUCCUUUUGGUGCAACUGCGGUCUCUCCAUAGAAACUUCAAAGCAGCGCAAAAGUAAUAGUUUGGCACACAGAAUCGUUCGUGCUACGGAGACGGCUCGUACAUCUCUACAGAGACUGUCGGCCUCUUCAGGCGAUCGAAAAACCUUGGCAACAUGUGACUAUUUUGCAGCAUUGAUUUUCGCGCACGCACCAAAUGAAUUCAUCAUAUGCAUUGAAGAUAUGAUCGAGGACUCCCUCACAGAAGUGCAUGAUUCAUUUUUCAGUGGCGACGAUCUCUCAGACUUGGGCUCUGCUAUGCAACCUAUUUCAUCUAAAGUUUUUGUAUCGUUCUGGAACAGUAUACAAGAACUUCAGUGGUGUCAUUUUUUUGAUGAGACCGUGCACAAGGUUUUUUAUCGCGGUAUAGAGCGCUGCGUAUUUGGGCUAUGUUCUGCUAAGUACGAUUCUCCAAUGACAGAAAUUCUUGAUCGUUGGAAAGAAUUAGUGCUAUUACCUUGGUUGCGUGUGAUAGAAGGCAGGCGUCUUGAAGGUCAAUGCAAAUGCGCGAAAGGACGUGGUAUCGAAUCGCUUACGGGCUUGGUCAAUCUAGUUAUUGACGAGAACUAUGUUCGGGCUCGUAUUAAUGAGCUCUAUGAUAUCAUUGCUGACUUUCCAGAAUCAAUGUGUGCCGUGAAUGAGCUGCGAGCUACCCUUUCGCGCACGCAGCAACACCAGCUCCUAGCGCGCUCUCUUCGUUCGACAUUGCAACGAAGGCUCCUGCAUUCUGGCGCUAACUCCUCUCAGAUCAUAGAUGUCUACAUUUCCACAAUCAAAGUGUUGCGCAUCCUAGACCCUCGUGAUAUUUUACUUGAUGUUGUGGCUCGCCCUGUAAGGGUAUAUCUGCAGCGUCGAAAGGACACGGUUCGCUGUAUAGUGGCAAACCUCACGGAUGAAUUAUCGGGGGAGCUUUAUGAGGAGUUGCAUCGAAUAGAUGCACCUCAAGUGGAUUAUGUCGGUGACUCCGAAGAUGAAAUUGCAGAGGCAGGUAUUGACUGGGCCCCAAGAUCAAAUAAAUCGCGCCUUGCUAAUUCUAGCUCAGUGGGAGAUAUUCUCUCGAUGCUUAUUUCUAUCUACGGAACUAAAGAGAUUUUUGUGAACGAGUACCGCUUCAUGCUCGCCGACAAGUUAAUUGCUAAAACAGGGUUGUACGAAACAGCGAGGGAAUUGAAAAAUUUAGAAUUGUUGAAGUUCCGGUUUGGUGAUGCGUCGCUUCAUCACUGUGAAAUUAUGUUGCGCGAUGUUGAGGACUCAAAGAGGCUAAACAAGCACGUCUCGAGCGAGUUCCUUCAGGCUACAGUUGUUUCACAAGUGUUUUGGCCGCCUCUCUCUGACGAUGUAAUCACGAUCCAUCCGCGCAUGGCAGGGCAAGUAGAUUUGUCGCUUCGAUCAUUUGCAGAGAUGUACAAUGCCUUGAAAGCCCCUCGCAAGCUAGUUUGGAAGAAACAGGUUGGCUUGGCUCGACUCAAGCUUGACUUCGAUGCUGGAAUUAGUAAGGUUUUUGACGUCUCUCUGAUUCAUGCAACAAUUAUCAUGCAUUUCCACGACUGUGAUAUGAACACCCUACAAGAUCUUGUAGCUGCAACUAGCAUCCCAGAGAGCUUGAUGCAGAAAAAAAUUGCUUUUUGGAUUAAUCAUGGUGUCAUUGAAGAGAUAGCUCCCCGUGUGUAUGCAAUUUCUUCACAAUAUUUCAAUACAGACUUAUCAAAUUUCAAUCCAGCGACUCUUGAUGAGGAACAUUUAUACACCAGCACUCAUUCCGCCCGCAGCGUCCCCGACGAUCAUGGUCUAUGUAGCCAGUAUAUACUUGGCUUGCUCACAAAUCUCGGUCUGCUUCCCUUUCUUCGAAUACACGACUUGCUCAGGGUUCUCAUGAGCCGGGACAAUAUCUCCUCUCGUCGUCUAUCAAGGGUUCUAGAGCAAAUGUGCAUACGUCAUGAAAUCGAAUACUCUCGUGGCCUGUACAAGCUCACUCGGAGGGACAGCGCCUAAUGCCAAUGCUCGAAAACAUACCACAGCGCAGGGAAGCGAUUGGAUCUGAAGUAAGGGGUACUUAAACAUUAAGCCUCGGCUCGGUUCCUUUGAAUUCAUAAGGUCAUUCAAGUGCGGAGUCUACUCAAGUGGAGAUGCGCGGCCAGCAAAGUUCCGGUCGCCCGGGCGGGAAACCCAACGGGGCGGAGUUCGCGGCUUGCCCGCCCCCCCAGGCAGUGGUGUUUCCAACUUGGCGACGCAGAAUAAUUACCAAGCUAAAGGCCUAUAGAACUAGCCUAGCUGAAGUCAGGGUCGGAAUCGAGCUCCAAGGUCACUUUCGGACGGCUCAGCAGCCCCGAAAAGAAUCUCCUAGAAGGUAACUUACCGUCCGAUGUCGCGGAUGUCGGGCCCGAUGAACGUGUCGUCCGUCUUCGGCCAGUCGUCGGCGUCAUCGUCGCUGUCGUAUGUGUCUGCCGCCGGCGGCGCAGGCGGGCCGACCGCAGGGUCGGGUGGGACAGUGACGGUCAUGGAUGUCUCGUCGAGGGUCCCGUGCGGCGGCCCGAUGUACCGGUAGGAUCGCACGCGGCGGGUCGCCCGUCCGACGCGCACGUGUAUCGCACUGAUCCCGCCACGGAAGUCGGGACCGACGUACCGCGCAGGCGUACUGCGCGUGGCAAACCGGCCGUUUGGCGAGGUAUUGUACGCCGCCACGUGGCUGUAGAACGGCAUCGCCCACGAUAUGUCGGGCCGCGUGCCGAAGAGUAUGCUGUGCGCGCUGCCAUUCUUGCCGGCGGCGCAGUUGGCCUUGGCAAUGAAGUCCUGGGCACACAGCUCCCAGAGGUUUUCGGGCGCCUUCGCUGCAGCAAGCGCCGGGCGCACGCCUUCGUAGAUGCGCCUGUGUGCGAUCUCGGCGGCAUCGACGUGGACCUCCGAGACGCGCGGACGUGGCGCGAUACCAAGGUCGGCGUACAUGGUGAGGCGUAGGGCUUCUCGAAGUCCGCGAUGCUCUCGGCGAACUGGGCCGGCGCGCGGCCCUUGCUGACGUCGAUGCCCUUCAUGAUCGAGUCCCGCAGGUCGACUUUCGGGAUCUCGUGGCCGUGGGCCUGUUUGUAGGCGCGUUUGAGCGCGUCCACGGCGAGGCAGAAGUGUUCCACGGACCCUUGGCUGUUGAGGUUGGGCUCUUGCAUCAUCCGCUUGACGUCAAGUUGACGUACAUCGUCCUUCACGAUGGCGAAGGCCGCGACGAUCUCGGCGAGCAUGUCCUUGUUCGUGUCGCCGGUGCUGUCCAUGAUCAGAUCUAAUAGCGCUCCCUCGCUGUAGUUGCGGAUGUAAUACCGCAGGGUCACGUCGCACAUGUCCAUCUCGCUCUUGGUCAUUUAAAUUCGCGCUUCG